Molecule: messenger RNA, 690 nt
Organism: Ostrea edulis (European flat oyster)
Lineage: Eukaryota; Metazoa; Mollusca; Bivalvia; Ostreida; Ostreidae
Exons: 2
Coding region: 1-690 (229 amino acids)
Source: RefSeq, a predicted model, not a curated record
AUGCGCCUGUCUGUGGACCCUGACUUCAGAUGUUCAAGAUGCUGGGGAACGGUUCGCUCUCUUGACGGCAGGCCACAGAGUGAUAUCCAAGUUGGUCUGGACAAGUUGGAGGUUGUAGGCUCCUUCUGCUACCUCGGAGACAUGUUUUCUGCAGCUGGUGGCUGUGACCUUGCAACCACUACGCGUGUGAAGACUGCUUGGAAGAAGUUCAGGGAGCUGCUACCAGUCCUGACAUCACGCCACCUGUCAUAUAAGACCCGUGGUCGAGUGUAUAACACCUGCGUACGUAGCGCUAUGCUCCAUGCCAGUGAGACCUGGGUACUGACCAAGCCAAAUCUUCAUCGCCUACUACGCAAUGACAGGGCCAUGAUAAGACAGAUCUGUAACAUCAAGCCUGAAGAUAUGGCCACUGUAGGUUCAACUGAAUUGCUGGGGCGGCUUGGCAUCGAUGACCUCGACCUCAUCUUAAGGGAAAGGAGACUCCGCUGGUAUGGCCACGUUGUCAGAUCCAGCAGUGCAGUCAAGUGCGCUCUAAACAUACAAGUUCCUGGGAGACGUAGAGUUGGUCGGCCAAUGCUAUCUUGGAGAGAGCUGACGGAGAAAGAUCAUAGAGAAUGGAAGCUCCCUACUGCCGACCCUCAAGACUGGAAAGAAUGGAGAUCUGAGAAGGGUGGAAUUACCUUAAUGUGA